This is a messenger RNA of Phasianus colchicus (ring-necked pheasant), 7659 nucleotides long. It is a transcript of the gene TBC1D1, whose product is annotated as TBC1 domain family member 1. NCBI's taxonomy places the organism in Eukaryota, Metazoa, Chordata, Aves, Galliformes, Phasianidae. The record is from RefSeq and is a predicted model, not a curated record.
GGGGCGGGAGGAGGAAGAGCGGCUGUCAGCGCUGAGGAAGUGGAGGAGUUGAGGCGGCCGUGCAUCCCGCCCGAGGAGCGGUGCCGCGCUGCGGGCUGAAUGCGCGUCGGCCGUCCCGCGCCGCGCAGCUCGGCUUUCCCUGCGCAGGGGAGCGGGAGUUUCGCUUCAACGCCCCGCCGCACCCACACGCUGCUUUUCUGGCCCUUUAAAUUCGCGCUUGCCAUUAACGAGGGAACGAGCUCGUGAAAAGCGUGCUCGGGGGGGACUGAGAGGCGGUUAUUUAUAGCGCGGAGUGAGGAGGGCGCGUGUGCUGCGCUGCGCGGGGUCGGCGGCACUGCGGGACCGGGCGGGGCUGAGCCCGAGGUCCGCGCUUAAGACGUGCACCUCGGCCGCUGGACGGGACGGGCCUUCACCUUCCUGAAAGGCGUAGGUUAUAGGUGAAAAUAGAGAUGCCUGCAGAUUUCUGCUGCUCCUAAAUUAAAGGAACCAUCCAAAUAUUGCCAUUCCAUGGAACUGACAUACUGGUGAAUUAGUUGUGGUUACCUAAAGGAUUGUAAAAUGGAGCCAAUAACAUUCAAAGCUAAGAAAUAUCAAGCACCUAGUGAUUUCUCAGCAAGCUUCACCCUUCAGCUUGUCGGUUCCCUGCCUGUGCAUUCCCUGACCACUACGUCCAUGCUGCCUUGGAUUGUGGCGGAGAUCCGCGCUCUCAGUAGUAUGAAGUCUUCCAAAGAAGAACUUGGUAUCAGCCAAAUCCGGCUUUAUGUUUCACCAUCGAGUUUGCGAUGUGAACCAGACACGGGGAAAAUCCAGCAGUGGGAUCCUUUGAUUUGUUCUGGUCUGUUUGAAUACAAGCCACAGCAUGUUCACAAACUGAUUCACAACAGCCAUGAUCCAAGCUACAUUGCUUGCCUGAUAAAAGAUGGAACAGAAAAUCAGCAAAGUAUCUGCUAUGUAUUCAAAGCUGAUGAUCAAACAAAAGUGCCUGAGAUUAUAAGCUCUAUUCGACAGGCUGGAAAAAUUGCUCGUCAAGAAGAGUUUCAGAAUAAUCUUUCAGAUAUUGAAGACCCUUUUGCCAAAAAGUUUGAGGUGCUGUUCUGUGGACGUGUGACUGUAGCACAUAAAAAUGCACCCCCAGCGCUCAUAGAUGAAUGCAUUGAGAAAUUUAAUCAUGCGAGUUGUACAAAAAAGUCAGAUUCUGACUCCUCAUCCCAACAACAUGAAACUGCCAAUAACUCCGGAGGCUUCUCUUUCAGCAACAAAUUUCGGUCUGUCUUCCAGCCCUUGAUGGGUGAAGAGGAGGAGAAAAGGCCAAUUAGGAAAUCCUUUUCCCAACCUGGACUUCGUUCCUUGGCUUUUAAGAAGGAUUUUCAAGAGGGAAGCCAUAGGAGUAACAGCUUUGUCAGGUCUUUUGAAGAAGAUGCCAUUUCACUAAACCUAAAAAGUCAACUUAUCUAUGGACACAGUGUUGUGCAGCCAACAGACAUUGCAGAAAACCGGACAAUGUUGUUUACGAUUGGCCAGUCUGAAGUUUACCUUAUCAGUCCUGACACAAAAAAAGUAGCAAUUGAGAAAAGCUUUAAAGAAAUAUCAUUUUGUUCUCAGGGAAUUAGACAUGUGGAUCACUUCGGAUUCAUCUGCAGAGAGUCUUCAGAAAAUGGAGGCUUCCACUUUGUUUGCUACGUGUUUCAGUGUACAGAUGAAGCACUGGUUGAUGAAAUCAUGAUGACAUUGAAACAGGCUUUCACUGUAGCUGCUGUGCAACAAACUUCCAAGGCACAGCCGCAGCUCUGCGAAACAUGUCCUCUGCAAAGCUUGCAUAAACUCUGUGAAAAGAUAGAAGGGCUACACCCUUCUAAGACUAAACUAGAACUACAAAAACAUCUAACAACACUGAAUAGCCAGGAGCAGGCUUCUGUUUUUGAAGAGGUUAAGAAAUUGAGACCAAGAAAUGAUCAAAAAGAGAAUGAGCUGAUUAUCUCUAUUUUGAGAAACAUGUAUGAAGAAAAACAGAAGGACCAUGUUCACGUUGGGGAAACAAAACAAACUUCACAACCAUCUGCUGAAAAUGCUGUAAAUGAAGUGCCCAGCAGUGCUCCAAGAUUCAGAUUAGAUAUGUUAAAGAACAAGGCAAAAAGAUCUCUGACAGAAUCGUUUGAAAGUAUCUUAUCACGUGGCAGUAAAUCUAGAGGUCCUCUGGACAGUUCUAGUGGAUCUGUGGAUCUGGAGGCCUCUGUGUCUGGUACCUUAAGCAGCACAAAUAAAGAACCACCAUUGUCUGAAAGGGAGACAGACAGAGUUCCUACGCUUCCACCAGAGAAUGCUGUCAAGGCCAGUGGAUCAGUGGGUGAUCUCUCCAGUGACCCAGAUAGUUAUGCUCUUGAUCAUUCUGUUACAUUACCUCAACAAAGCUUUCGAAGGCGAGCAAACACUCUGAGUCAUUUACCAUCAGAAAGCCGGGAGUCUCUGGUACCUGUUGAAACCUCGCCAUCUGUUCCCCAGAGGAAACUUAUGAGGUAUCACUCAGUGAGCACAGAAACACCUCACAAGAGAAAUUCUUCUGGUCAACUUGCACGUUCUCCUACUCUAGCUCGUCUUAAUCCCUCGGCUUCUUCACCCAACUUUUUUAAAUAUCUAAGGCAUAAUUCAAGUGGAGAACAAAGUGGGCAUUUUGCACAGAAGAGCAUCUCCUACCGUACUGCCUUAAGGAAAAAGCUUCAUUCUUCCUCUUCUGUGCCAAAUUUCUUAAAAUUUCUGGCUCCUGUAGAUGAAAAUAACACCUCAGACUUUAGGAGCACAACAAGUGACUACGAAUCCAAACACAGCCAGCAGGCUGCUGGUGCUGACAGCCCUGUAAGGACUCGACGACAUUCUUGGAGACAGCAGAUAUUCCUGCGAGUGGCCACUCCUCAGAAAGCAUGUGAUUCUCCCAGUCGGUAUGAUGAUUACACUGAGCUGGGAGAACUUCCACCCAGAUCUCCUUUGGAACCAGUGUGUGAAGAUGGCCCCUUUGGUCCAGUGAAGGAAGAAAGAAAACGGACAUCCCGUGAGCUUCGUGAAUUGUGGAAGAAAGCCAUUAUUCAGCAAAUACUGCUCCUCAGAAUGGAAAAAGAAAACCAGAAGUUACAAGCCUCAGAAAAUAAUUUGCAGAACAGACGUCUGAAGCUUGACUAUGAAGAAAUCACACCGUGCUUGAAAGAGGUAACUCUGAUUUGGGAGAAAAUGUUGAGUACACCUGGAAGGUCAAAGAUUAAAUUUGAUGUGGAAAAAAUACACUCUGCUGUUGGGCAAGGAGUACCACGUCACCACCGUGGGGAAAUCUGGAAGUUUCUAGCAGAGCAAUAUCAUCUUAAACAUCAGUUUCCAAAUAAACAACAACCAAAGGACACACCUUAUAAAGAACUCCUUAAACAACUAACUUCCCAACAACAUGCAAUACUUAUUGACCUAGGACGCACAUUUCCAACACAUCCAUACUUCUCAGCACAGCUGGGAGCUGGGCAACUGUCACUCUACAAUAUUUUGAAGGCCUAUUCCCUUCUGGACCAGGAAGUAGGAUAUUGCCAGGGACUUAGUUUUGUAGCAGGAGUUCUACUACUUCAUAUGAGUGAAGAAGAUGCUUUUAAAAUGCUGAAGUUUCUCAUGUUCGAUGUGGGGCUAAGAAAACAGUAUCGUCCUGACAUGACAAUUCUACAGAUCCAGAUGUACCAACUGUCCCGACUUCUUCAUGACUACCAUCGAGACCUCUAUAACCACCUUGAGGAACAUGAGAUUGGCCCCAGCCUCUAUGCUGCUCCCUGGUUUCUCACCAUGUUUGCCUCACAGUUUCCCCUUGGAUUUGUCGCAAGAGUAUUUGAUAUGCUGUUCCUUCAGGGAUCAGAGGCUAUAUUUAAAGUGGCCUUAAGCCUUUUGGGAAGCCACAAGCCCUUGAUUCUGCAGCAUGAGAACCUAGAAACUAUUGUUGAUUUUAUUAAAAACACUCUCCCCAACUUGGGUUUGGUACAGAUGGAAAAGACAAUUAGUCAGGUGUUUGAAAUGGAUAUUGCAAAGCAGCUGCAAGCUUAUGAAGUUGAAUACCAUGUGCUUCAGGAUGAGCUUAUAGAUUCAUCUUUGAAUGACAAUCAGAGACUGGAUAAGUUAGAAAAGGCAAACAGUAGCUUGCGCAAACAGAACUUUGAACUCCUGGAAGAACUGCAGGUGGCUAAUGGAAAGAUCCAAAACCUUGAGGCCACAGUACAGCUUUUAUUGACUAAUGAAGGCAAAUUGAAGGAGUCAAUUCUCAAUCUCGAGCAGGAACGAACAGCUUUGCAGAAGACAGUGGAAGAGAUGCAGAAAAAGACUGGUGAUACAAAUGAGAAGCCUCUGCUUACUAGACAAGAGCACCUGGAUGCUGACUGAUCUGCAGUUGUCACAGAGCAGAGAAGCAGAGCAAAAAACAAAGGGAAGAACUGGGUCUUUUUGUCCAUCCGUGGAGAUACAACAUUGUCAUCUUCAUUGUACAUGCCUUACUGUAGCAAAGUGAGAUAGAGGCAUUAUGGCUGCCCAAAUCAGAAACAGGUUUCUUGGGCAGGAAUCUUUCUUCUUAGUACAUAGAAGUGCUCUGAACAGCAAGAUGCCGUGUCAUUACAGACAGGAGAAACCUACUAGUGUGUGCACAAUGCACUGUAAAGAUGUCAAGGAUUCUUCCAUAAGUGCUUCUAAACCCAAGUGCUUUAUGUUGUUACAUAGUUUGUGUUCAUAAACACCAUGCUAAAUAGCUCAUCCUUUAGAAGCUCCUUUGAAAAAAAUAUGGCAGUGUAAAACCUUCAAAUUGAUGUUUGCCUUGCUGCAGCUAUGCAGUGGUAACACUUGCAGAGAAUUUUAUGAUUGGACUUGAGAUAUUUUUCACAGUCUAAUUCCCCUGCAGCUUGACUCAGCUCUGUUAAUUAUUCUGUUUACACCUCGGAUAACUGUUUCUUGAUGCUUGCAGAUGUCAAUCUAUUGGACUCCAGAGAGCUGGACUUCAUCGUAUGUAACUAUGUGUCAUUAGGGGUUGCCAUCUGUUUUUAUAAGUAUCUUGUUUUAAUAUAUUUUUGUUUAACAUCCAUUGGUGUGUUGUUAGUUGGCAUUACCUGAUAAACAUACAUACUGUAUAUAGUACCUGCGUUGUGCUUGACAAAAUACACUGACAUUGAUUUCAUGAAGCCUGUAACUCUUGCAGUGUCACCCAAGGAUUUAUAUUUGGACUCUUUAAGUUUCAUUUUAUUUAUUUCUGAUCUGCUGCGUGAUGUAAGACAUCAUUUUGUAGGGAAACUAACGCCCCUCUCUAUUUUUCCUUUCUUUGAUACUCUGCCCACUAGUCCUCUGGGAAAUGUUAUUCUUUAAGACUUUUUUGUAAGUGUUGGAGGCAUUUUGAGAGCUUCAUGUUGUGCCAGAAAUGCUUAAACUGCUUUGUAAAGGUUAUGGCUGCUUGAAUUAGGGCACCGUUCUUUUUACAGUGCCUCUUUUGAGUAAGAUUACACACAAAAAAUAAUCAGUUUCUUAAUACAAUGAAAGUAGUUUUCAGGCCAGUUGAAGCACCACUGCUGCAAGUGCAAUAAUAUUCAUGGCAGUCCAUCCAGUUGUAUGGGUUUGCUUCUGAAUUACAGAAUAGUACUGUAGGUUUGUUUAAUCCUGAGGACAGAGCUAAUAUGCAUCAGCAUGUUGUCAUGGUGGAGAAUCACCCAGAGAUGUGAUUUUUGUUUUACUUAAAUUGUUUUUAUUCUUAUUUUUAAAAUUUCAAAGAACGUAGUUGUGUUUGGUUUUUUGUUCAUUUGUUUUUGUGGCUGGAAAUGUAGGAAAGGUUUUGUUUUUCUGUUUUCUUCAUGCACGACCCUUUGAUACAUCAUGGUUGUAGUUUAACAUUCAUCUACAGAACAGAUACCUCUGUAUAGGUCAAAAAGAAAAAGAGAAUUUUCUAUUCAAUUUCCGAACACUUUGUUUCACUCUGUCAUGUCUUAAAUAUGUCUCGUUCUUGCAAAUCCACUCUGUAUUCAUUUAGUAUUGAAAUUCCAGAUAAAUUAAUUAUUAUUAAUCCACUUACCUCAAAGGCUUGCUUUUUAUUUGGAAAUCCAUACUGGGACUCAUGCUUCAUGUUUAAAACCAUGUCAUCAUGGACCUCAUACUGUUAGAGCACUCCGUAACAUUGCAUUUUUACACCAUAGUGCCAUAAUUCAUACACUGACGUUUUAAUGAGCAAUAAAAAUAAUAAUAAUGUAUGCCUACAUCAAUGUUUUUAAUUUAUUUUUACAUUUAAAAACAAAAAUGUAGUUUGUGGGGUGGCAGUUCAGAAUCUUGAGACCUGUAGCUGCAAGUGUUGACUCCAGUGAAAUGUUCCUUUUUUUUCUAGUCCGUUACCAAGAAUCUGUGUAAUUGCAGAAGUUCACAGUGUAGAUAAGAACUGAAGUAAAUGUUCUCAGAAUUCACCAAAAGAGCAAAUUAAUAAGCAACUUUUUGCUUUUGUUACCAUAUGAUAGUUUUAUUGCAUGAGAGACUGAAUUUUCUAUUUUUACAUUGCAAAUUAUACAAUUUUGUUAAAAAUACAGGUGCCUGUCAAAGUGGGGUUUGCACUGUGUGUUAGUCUGGGAUCUGAAUGUGGAUGCAGUAGUUGAAGAUACUCUGCAGGUUACACUGGAACAGCUAUAUGGUAUGUUGUUUCUGUAUGUCUUUCCCCAUCUUAUUUCUUUCAUUUUUGUUACCAGGCCUCUCUAGUUCAGUUAGUCAAAGUAGAACCUAGAGGAAGGUGAGGUCCAUUCACUCAGUUCCAAACUUCAGGAAAACCUGUGGUUUCUCCAUUCACAAGUAUGAGAAAUAAGUAAUUAGAAAGCCCUGAGCUGGUCACAGGCACUUUUGCAUAUUUUUCCAGCUAUGAUGAACAUCCUCAAGGAUAUAUAAAAUUAGAUUUCCUGUUGCCUGAGUAAUAACAGUUGUUAUCCCAUACUGUCUUCCAUCUGAACAGUAAUUUCUGACUCCAACUUGAAUAUUCUAAAAACAAAAUACAGAUGAAAACUCUGCAAAUCUCCUGACCAUUGACCCUCAGAAGGAGUCACAAAUGAUCUGUUUUCUGGAAGAUCCAAGUUGAAAUGAUUCAAUCAACGUAUUCUACACCUCUUUUCUUCUACAGUUAAAAAUCCCCAGGUGUAAUGCUUAGUUUCUAAAUAAAAGGGGGGGAAAAAAAAACAAGGAAAAGUGAGCUAAGUUCAUUUUUGUGUGUAGCCUUGGCUUCCAAAGGUGCAUGACAAAGGCAGUGGUGUGCUCUGUCAGUGUGCUAGUGAAUGGCAUUUAUGCAGUAGUCCUGAAAGAGGUAAGUCUGAAAUGUGGAAGGAACUAAUGCUGGUGUGUGCAACAAAAAAGAGGAAUCUACUGUAAAACUACAGCAAUGAAUAGCACUACGUAGAUGAAUGACCUGCUGUGGUAUGGUGUAAUGUCACCGUAUUCUCCUUUGUCUUUUCCAGCUAGCAUAUGUGAUAGUGUGUGGUAGGUACUGGAGGCUCCCUGUGCUUCAGGCUGUCUGAUGUACUUUUGUAUUUUGUUCUGUUGUCUAUAUCCAGAUAUUACUACUUAAUACAGAAUUUGAGAAUGAUAUUGCAAUGCCUACUGACUGGGAAGGUCAAAAGGUCUUUAUGAAAGGCAUUUAUUUACAGA